AUGUUACAGUUUAAGCUAGUUCUAUUAGGUGAUUCCUCAGUUGGUAAAUCUUCUAUCGUCCACAGAUUCGUAAAGGACAGUUUUGAUGAAUUUAGAGAGAGUACUAUUGGUGCUGCGUUCUUAUCACAGACCAUCAAGAUUGAGGACAAAGGCAGCCAACAAGAGGUCGUGAUAAAGUUUGAGAUCUGGGAUACCGCAGGUCAAGAGAGGUACAAGUCAUUGGCUCCUAUGUACUAUAGGAAUGCCAACGCUGCCUUGGUGGUGUACGAUGUUACUCAGCAGGAUUCUUUGGCUAAGGCGCAGGGAUGGGUCAAUGAAUUAAAGACAAAAGUUGGUGAAGACGAUUUAGUAAUUUGUCUAGUGGGUAACAAGUUGGAUUUAUGUACUGAGGAAGGAGAGAGUUCAAGUAAACCAAAAGCGGUGGAGAGUUCAGACGCUGAAGGUUAUGCAAACGAACAAGGCCUACUAUUCCAUGAAGUUAGUGCAAAGACCGGUGAAGGUGUGAAGCAGGUAUUCCAGAGCAUCGGUGAAAAACUGUACGAAUUCAAGAAGCACGAAUUGGCAAAUUCUAAAGGUCGUCAAGGAGCGGGUGGUGACACCGUUAACGUUCAACUACAGAGGCCUUCAACAAACGAUGCGACAUCUUGCUGUGGAUAA
Zygosaccharomyces rouxii is the source of this 657-nucleotide messenger RNA. It is a transcript of the gene YPT52, whose product is annotated as Rab family GTPase YPT52. The record is from RefSeq and is a predicted model, not a curated record. The coding region runs from base 1 to 657 and encodes 218 amino acids. Gene Ontology annotation, molecular function: GTP binding; GTPase activity. Lineage: Eukaryota; Fungi; Ascomycota; Saccharomycetes; Saccharomycetales; Saccharomycetaceae. The transcript has a single exon.